CCCUCCGGUAUAAAACCAACCAGCUGUGUGACUGAUAGCAACAGUGGGUUUUUCUUGUUUCACACACACCAGACUGAGAUUUGAGACUCUCCCUGUUUUGGGGCAAAGAUGGACGCUGUAAUGGACGCCAUGCAGGGGUUUGGGGUGAGCACCACCCGCUACCUGCAGACCAACUAUCAGGACGCCCAGGGUUUGUUUCUCUGGGUCUCCUGGGCGGCCGACCUCAGGAACACCUUCUUCAUCUUCUUCCCACUUUGGUUCCACCUGCGGUCCUCGGUGGCCGUCAAGCUCAUCUGGGUGGCCGUGAUCGGAGACUGGCUCAACCUGGUGUUCAAAUGGAUUCUGUUUGGGGAGAGGCCAUACUGGUGGGUCCACGAGACGGCUCAUUAUGCAAACACAGUCCGUCCUCACAUCGAGCAGUACCCCAUGACCUGUGAGACCGGCCCAGGCAGCCCCUCGGGUCACGCCAUGGGCGCGGCGGGCGUCUACUACACCCUGGUGACCUCCAUCCUCGCCAUCAUGACCAGCAAGAAGAAAUUUGGGGGCAAGAAACCCACCAACAGGGAGCGGUAUCUGAAGGUGGCUUUGUGGACGCUGUUUGGGGGCGUCCAGGUGUGUGUGUGUCUCUCCAGAGUUUUCAUCGCCGCACACUUCCCCCACCAGGUUAUCGCCGGGGUCAUCUCAGGUAUGAUCGUGGCGGAGGCCUUCAACAGAACUCAGUGGAUAUACAACGCCAGCAUGAAGAAAUACUUCUACACGACUCUGUUCUUGACCUCCUUCGCUGUGGGCUUCUACCUGCUGCUCAGAGUGGUGGGCGUGGACCUGCUGUGGACUCUGGAGAAAGCCCAGCGGUGGUGUGAUAAGCCGGAGUGGGUCCACCUGGACAGCACGCCCUUCGCCAGCCUGCUGCGUAACAUGGGCACGCUGUUCGGCCUGGGCCUCGGCCUGCACUCGCCCCUCUACACCCAGACCAAGAGGAGCAGCAGCACGCUGGUGAAGGCCUGCUGCAUCCUCAGCUCUCUGUUCCUGCUGCACCUGUUCGACUCCUUCAAACCUCCCACGCACACCGUGCCGCUCUUCUACCUGCUGUCCUUCUGCAAGAGCGCCACCGUGCCGCUGGUCACCGUCAGCAUCAUCCCGUACUGCGUGAACGGAGCUCUGAGCCUGCAGAGCAAAAAGGGAGUCUGAGCACUGAUCAGAUCACACAGACUCAUGAAAUGGAGAAAAAAAAACUUUCCUCUGGUGCCUUUUACAUUCAUAUUUCCAGGAAAAAGGCCUCAAAAAGUGUCACCGGUGGGAUUUUGGACACUGAACUCUGUGACACGAAGUGAAAGCACCAUCCAAAAUAACAGGAGCACCAACACAGACCACUAAUGAAUCCAGCAAAAUCUGAUCAUUCCACUUGGAAAAGGACAAAACGAUGAACGAACCUCAGUUUAAAGACAAUAACAGUCACUCAAAGCGUUCAUGUUGUAUUUCAGCUCUUUAUUAAUAAUGUAUUUUAAAUGUUAAAGAAAGUAUUUUUGGAACUGUUUUGAAUAUUUUUAAUAAAAAAUAUCUUGAAGAUGUAUUAAUGACUUGGUUUAUAUUUUAC
Molecule: messenger RNA, 1594 nt
Organism: Centropristis striata (black sea bass)
Lineage: Eukaryota; Metazoa; Chordata; Actinopteri; Perciformes; Serranidae
Gene: g6pc1a.2
Product: glucose-6-phosphatase catalytic subunit 1a, tandem duplicate 2
Exons: 5
Coding region: 109-1188 (359 amino acids)
Biological process (GO): glucose 6-phosphate metabolic process; gluconeogenesis
Cellular component (GO): membrane
Molecular function (GO): glucose-6-phosphatase activity
Source: RefSeq, a predicted model, not a curated record